This is a messenger RNA of Monosiga brevicollis MX1, 747 nucleotides long. RefSeq lists its product as uncharacterized. The transcript is spliced from 5 exons. The record is from RefSeq and is a predicted model, not a curated record. Gene Ontology annotation, molecular function: fluoride transmembrane transporter activity. Gene Ontology annotation, cellular component: membrane. Gene Ontology annotation, biological process: fluoride transmembrane transport. The coding region runs from base 1 to 747 and encodes 248 amino acids. NCBI's taxonomy places the organism in Eukaryota, Choanoflagellata, Craspedida, Salpingoecidae.
AUGGCCUGGCAGGCUCGGCAAAAGCUGAAAUGGGCUCUGUUGGCGCUGCUUGGAAUGCUGGGCGCUGCAGCUCGCUUCGGGUUGCAAAGGGUCGCGGACGAGUCGGGGUUUGCGGCCCUUGCCUCGCUCGUUCCCCUCAUGCUGGGCUGCUUCAUCCUUGGUGCCAGCACUCGCUUCUUUGCUGGCCGUCCCGUGCACAAUGAGCUGGCCCUGGGUGUGGGCACGGGCUUUUGUGGCUCCCUGACCACCUUCUCCUCUUGGAUGGCCAGCGCUGCCCAACGCCUAGUCGACGCUCAGCACACCCUCUCCACCGGUGACCAGAUCUAUGGCUACUUUGUGAUCAUUUUUACGGGUUUGCUGGCCUCUUUUGGCGGCUUUGCCAUGGGUCGCAGACUUUUGUUUUGCAACUCGACCUCACGCCUAGGUACCUUCUAUGCUAAUAUGCUGGGCACGUUGGUCGUGGCCGUGCUCCUAGCCGUGCUUUUGCGUGGCGAUUUUGGGAAUGAGGACGGCUGGGAGCGCGGUACAACCGUGAUCUACGGCUUGAUCACCGGCUUUGCUGGCUGUUUGACGACCGUUUCCACUUUUGUCAAGGAGCUCAACGAGAAAGACAGUGUGGCGCGCGCACUCAAGGCGCCGGCUUGGUCUCGGUGGACGUUGCAACCCUGGCGCUAUGCCUUGGGCAGCAUCGUGGGCAGUCAAAUCAUCCUGCUCGGGGUCUAUGGCAGCUUUGGAUGGACAAAUUAG